Molecule: messenger RNA, 1905 nt
Organism: Nothobranchius furzeri (turquoise killifish)
Lineage: Eukaryota; Metazoa; Chordata; Actinopteri; Cyprinodontiformes; Nothobranchiidae
Gene: uqcrc1
Product: ubiquinol-cytochrome c reductase core protein 1
Cellular component (GO): mitochondrion
Molecular function (GO): metal ion binding
Source: RefSeq, a predicted model, not a curated record
AGUAAAAAUCAAAUACAAUUUCGUAGAAGAAAACCGCUGCCUUCUGAACGGAGUUGAGAAAUGGCGGCGUCUGUGUGCCGAGUUGGAAGCACCGUGGGUCGAGCCCUUGCCAAAAGUCGCAGUCCUGUUCUGCUGUCUUUGAGGCGUGGCCAGGCUUCAGUCAGCUAUGCACAGAGCCUCUUAGGAGCCCCUGAGACCCAGCUCACUGCCCUGGACAAUGGUUUGAGGGUUGCAUCUGAAGAUACUGGACAUGCAACCUGCACUGUUGGACUGUGGAUUGGUGCUGGCAGCCGUUAUGAGAACGAGAGGAACAAUGGAACAGGCUUUUUCCUGGAGCACAUGGCUUUCAAAGGAACUAAGAAGCACACCCAAACAGCUCUGGAACAGCAGGUGGAGUCUAUGGGGGCCCAUCUGAGUGCCUACACCUCCCGCGAGCACACUGCAUACUACAUGAAGACUCUAGCCAAAGAUCUGCCUAAAGCUGUGGAGCUUCUGUCGGAGGUUGUUCAGAGCUGCUCACUGAACGAGGCAGAAAUCGAGCAGCAGAGGGGCGUGGUGCUGCGGGAACUGGAGGAAGUUGAGAGCAACCUGCAGGAAGUUUGUCUGGACCUGCUGCAUGCCACCGCUUACCAGGGCACUCCUCUGGGACAAAGCGUGAUGGGCCCCUCCAGCACUGCAAGGAAUCUGACCCGUCAGGAUUUAGUUGAAUACAUCAACAUCCAUUAUAAAGCUCCUCGUAUGGUGCUGGCUGCAGCUGGAGGUGUUAAUCAUGAGGAGCUGGUUGGUUUGGCCAAAUCUCACAUGAGUGGUGUGUCUUUUGAGUACGAGGGAGAUGUUGUCCCGGUAUUGUCCCCCUGCAGGUUCACUGGUAGUGAUAUCCGGAUGCGUGAUGAUGCCCUGCCUCUGGCACACGUCGCCAUCGCCGUAGAGGGCGCUAGCGCUUCUAGUCCAGACAUUGUGCCCCUUAUGGUGGCCAACGCCAUCAUAGGCAGCUAUGACCUUACCUAUGGUGGUGGAAAGCACCUGAGCAGCCGUCUGGCUCGCAUCGCCGUGGAGGACAAACUGUGUCACAGCUUCCAGGCGUUCAGCUCCUCCUACAGCGACACUGGCCUGCUGGGCAUCUACUUUGUCAGCGAUAAGCACCACAUUGAUGACAUGAUGCACUGGUCCCAGAACGCCUGGAUGAACCUUUGCACCACCGUCACAGAGAGCGAUGUAGCCAGAGGUCGGAACGCUCUGAAGGCCAGCCUGGUUGGACAGCUCAAUGGAACAACACCAAUCUGUGAUGAAAUUGGCCGACACGUCCUGAACUACGGGCGUCGUGUCCCUCUUGCAGAGUGGAACGCUCGUAUCGAUGCCGUUACCCCCAGUGUGCUGCGUGACGUCUGCUCCAAAUACAUCUACGACAAGUGUCCUGCUGUGGUAGGCGUCGGCCCCAUCGAGCAGCUGACGGACUACAACAGAAUCCGCAGUGCUAUGUACUGGCUCAGGUUCUAAGAAAACUAGUGGUGUGGCUCUUUGUGUUUCCUGUUGGCUCUUAUUUCCCUCCUGGACCUCACCUCUCUGGCCUGAUGUCAUCAGUAGAGGAGUGAACACCUGAAUAUGAUGCCAUGAUGGCUCAGGCCUCCAUCCAUCCUCCUUCCCAUCUGACUCCCUCUGUCCUCCCGCCCACUCAGUACUUAAACAUGCGAGGGGGACAGUCUGGUCACCUACUGGUUAUACUCACCAUACCAUACUGUGUUGUAGACGGAAUAGCAGUCGGCUCACACAUAAGAAUGAUCUAAAUGACAGUCGGUAUGGAGGAAGAGUAUAUUUAUAAAUUGCUGGAACAUUUAGUUUCUGUCCAAUAAUGUAAAUAACAGAAGCUGUCAUUCUGACAAAAAUAAAAGCAAAAAAACUCAAAAA